GUUUAGUCAUGCUUAAUGUGUUCGCUGUGCUGACGUCUCUCUGAGGUUUGGUUCCCAUGCAGCUCAGUGAGAGAGAGGAUUCUGGUUCUUCUGUCUUUGUGAGGACUACGUUUGAGUUUCAGGACGUUUUAUUUGGCUGUUUGGGAGUUGAGAUCAAACCUGAAGCUGCAGCUCAGGAGACGUUUGGAUUCAACAGAUUUUGGAUCCAUUAACACGGAGGACCCAGUUCAUUUUACACGUUCCUCUCAGAGCUUCUUCUGGAUAUCCAGUUUUUAUUUUUGUAUUUUCUUCUCCGGACAGCUUUCAGCCUGACGCGGGGCACAUUUUGGGGUUUUGGGUCUGCAGUUUUUGUCUGAAUGCCACAGGAUUACCCACAGGCUGCAGUCCCCCCCCCGGCCUGCAGGGCGGCAGCAGAGAGCGGCGGCCGGCCGCUGGACACACGGAGCGUCGGCAUGAGCGACUUCUGGCACAAAAUGGGCUGCUGCGUGGUGGCUAAACCACCGCCGAAGAAGAAGAGGAGGAAGAUUGAUCGCAGCAUGAUCGGAGAGCCGACAAACUUCAUCCACCUCACACACAUCGGCUCGGGAGAGAUGGCAGAGGGACUGCAGCCGUCGGGGCCAGUUCAGGAACAGAUGAGGUCUAAAGGCCCGAGCAUGAACGGCAGGAACAGCCUGUUAUAGCCGAAGUCGAUCAGCUGACCGACCUGCUCUUCCCUCCUCAUCAUUCUCCUCUUAACGAGCCAGCUGCAGGGGGCGCUGUCCCGACCCGGAAGAGCCAGAUCUCCUUUUUAAGGAUUUUACGAAAAAAAAAAUUGGAUCGAGGAAAAAUAAAAAGUCCGCUUGUUGUUCUUGUAUUCACCACCAAGACGGCAGACAUGAAGCGGUUUCCCCCGUCAGUAUUAAACCAAACUCAUAGAUGACACCACUGGACUCCACUUCCCAGAAUCCAGUUCUGUUCGGGAUAUACGAUAAAUGGAAAAUUUGGCUUUAAAGUGUCACAAAACACAAAAACACUACAUUUCCCUGCAUCCACAGGGAAGCUCUCUCUAAACCUUACAGGAGGCAGGCGGCUCAGAGGGUUAUACAAUCCCACAAUCCAUCAUGCUGGUGGAAAGCACCCCCCCCCCCCCCGCUCACCACCUACCCACCCCCGCCAGCUGCCUAGUGCUUCCUCACUGGACUUCAUUUCCCAGGAUGCUUCAUUGUGCUUCGGCUUCUAAAGAAUUAUUACACCCUUUAUUUUCUUGUUUUUUUUACUGUUUCCCAACCCCAACCCCACCGGCCUCUGUGACAACAUCAUUGGACUUCAACUCCCAGGAUGCCUCACUCUGCCCAGCCCCACUGCUGGUGCUGAAUGAUUAAAGACUCUUAUUUUAGGUUAUGGGAAAGUCCCUUGAUUGUGUGUGUGUGUGUCUGAUGUCAUAUGGUCUUAAUAUUCCACCAAGUUAAAUAUAAACGUUGCUUCCUCGACUCUCAGAGGGAACUGCACGCACAGUUCAAAACUCUCAUUAGAAAAUUACCCGUUUUUGUAAAAGUUCUUUAUUUCCACUUGUGCAAAAAUGUUUUAUGCCAAAAGUUAUCUUUCUGUUUGUUUUUGACUACUUAAGCUGUGGUUCGGGGCCCUAAACGGGUCUUAAACUGACGUAUUUUGAGAAGCUUUUCACUACGGAGGCCACCUUGAGACAUUUGCAGGACUUUUGUUUAAAACAUUUCGUGCUGCAUUUGGUGGGAAGAUCAAGUAUUAAGAGUGUAACUGCUUUAUAUCGUGUUUUUUACACAGACGUUAUUUCUGCUGUUUUUUGGGUGACCUUCUGUGUGAUUGCUUCUGAUGUCACUGUUUAUUUUUGUCCUUUCUGAUCAAACAUCCCGAUUAACUGAAGCAGGGAAGCAAAGCGGUGAAGGUGACACUGUGAGGCAGAUGUGCGCUAAUUCAAGAGUGUCACAACCUUCGGGUCUGGGCCUUAAUUUGGAUCACCUGAUAUGUGUAUGGAGUCUUGGGCGUGGGAAAGAAAUGGCUUAGAAAUCCUUUGUUAAGUAAAGAAUUUUUAGUGGCUUUGUUUUGCCUUAAUGCCAAAAAGAAACCUGAUUUGAACUUUUAUUAAUGAAUCAAAUUCCAGAAAAAAUGUUUAAUUACAGCACUAUAUUAAAAGAAACUGUAACCCAAUCCACCAACCAAACUCCAUGCAAUUAUCUGUGUAUUUAAACAUACAUUUGCUUUUUAUUUAUACAUUUCAUCUAUGCACCCCCUUAUAUUAGAGUCUAAAUAUUUCACAGUGAAAAACAUGAAAUCCCAUUAAUUUAUUUAGUAUUUUUAAGAUAGAUAUGUAGUUUAAAAUAUAUUAAAAGCAACCUUUAAGAAACCCAUUAAGGGAGGGUUUUCCUUGCCUGUUCUGUAAAUAUUACAAAGAGAGCUUUAGAAGAUAACUUCUGUUAGGAAUUGGCACUAUAUAAAUAAAACUGAAUUGAAAUAAACUGCCCCUACUUAACAGAAAUAUGUGCACAUGACCUCCUCAGAGGUUCCCACGUCCCUGCACCAGACUUCUAUUGAUGAAACUGUAGAUUUUACUCAGACAGGACUGUUGUGGUGAUUUAUGUCUCCGGCUGGACAAAACUAAUCUUAUAACACACACAAGGUAGCAUUUCAGAAAUGGCUGAUUUGAUUUUCAGCAAAUUCUGCUCUGCUCCACUUUUUUAAACAUAGAAUUAAAAAGAUAUUAAAACAGAUAAAAAGACCCACUCAGACUGAACAGCAUUAACUCAAAAGGGGGGAAAUCCAUCCAAACUGCAAUUCAGCCCUCAGCUGUUGUCUACACCACCGCUGAGUCACGCCAUGGCGGUCGGCCAUUUCCUCCCCGCGGCCUGAGACUGAAGAGGCCAAAACGUCUAUUCAAGGAAAAUCUGAGCCGCUGCUGCUCAUCUCAGUUUCCCUCAGGACAGCGUGGUGUGUUCACUGGACUCCUCAGGGCGUGGGAGUUUUUACACUUCCUCCUCCCUCAGCUCCUCUUUCUGAAAGACUCUGUUUCAUUUCCAAAACCAGCUGCACUGAGUAAGACUCUUUAAAAACCACAACCAGCCAAUUAAAAUGCUGAUUUCACACCAUGUGACCCUCAGUCAUGUGGGUUUGAUCAGCUGAUAGCGUCAACAAGAGAUGGUAAACAGCUUCUAACACGGAGCCAAAAGUCAAGAGGCUGAGCGAGUUUUUCAAAUCUGUUCUUCUUCUGCUGUAUUUCUGACAGAGCAGCGUCUCACCGUGUGUUUGCUGCCCCCAGCGGUCGACGUGUGAACUGUUAACACGCAGUCGCGGUUACCAACAGUAACCACAGGUGGCGCCUAAUCAGCCAGGACUUAAAUCUGAAGUUGUGCUCAUACGUGAAGAGAAGUUCAGACGUGGCGCGAUCGCAUGUAAAUGCAAAAACACAAUAUGGACGCUUAGUCAAGGCCCUUUGGCGUCGUUUUUAGACGUUAAGUUAGCAACAAUAAAUAUGCAACGUCCGGUAAAGUUAGCAACAAUAAAUAUGCAAAAAAAAUUUAUAUAAUAAAACGCUAGCGUUUCAAAACAUCGGCAUUUUGAAACGGCACGUUAUAAAACUCAUGAAACAUUGCAGGUUUAGGCAACAAAAAUACUUUGUUAUGGUUCGAAAAAGAUCCUGGUUGGGGUUAAAAUAACUACGUAGGUCAGUUAACACGCAAGUUCACUUACGUCACUUGCGUAAAUUACGCAAUUAACGUAACUUCAAUAAAAACAUUUAAUGUUGACUUUCUGUUUCACACGGGACACGAACCCCGGUCUCCUGGUUCAAAGUCGGGGUCCUGGCCCUCCAUCCACCUCCUUAGUCAGUCUUUUCUGUUAAAUAUCAUAUACCUGCCUUUACUGUCACAGUCUGACGCUUCCCCGACAGACAGGGCUUCCCCGACUGCGUGGAACUAUGACGCUACAGGGAUCCCCAGUGCGUUACAAACUGACACCGAUGGAUCUUGACCACGCAUCCAUCUGUGACGAGUUGGUGAGUGUAAACAGGUUGUUUGGGUGGACGGGUGAGUCAGAAACCGAACUUCCACUCAGGAGACCAAUGCUCGUUUCCCGUGUGAACCAAAAAGUCAACAUUGAUUCUUUUUAGUUACGUAACUAGCGUACUUAUUUUAACCCAAAGCGUGAUCUUUUCCGAAACCUAACCCAAUUGUGACGCUUCACUAGUUUUUAUUUUGAAAGUCUAUCUAAGUACCCAGGACGUUAAAAAGCAACGCCGAUGGGUCUUGACCAAGCGUCCAUACGUGACGCCCUGGGAUGAGAACGGGUUUGUUCGACGCCGCAUGAGGUGAAGACGCAUCUCUGCAACAAUUAGCUCAAUGCAAUUAUUUUAUUCGCAGUUCGGGUUGGGCAGAAAAAAACCCAACCGGUUCAAUCUGAGCAACUUUAAUAUUUAAAACGACAUAUGUGGAAAAGGUCCAUGUAUGUGUAGCACGUACUGAACCACGUCCUCUUACUGGACUUCACAGCCCAGUAAGUUUCUCUAGUUUCAUUGAGGAUCUUUAAAUGCACAUUAGUGUUUUCACAACAGUAUCCAGGUCUCACGUCUGUACCGACCGGCUCAGAUCAGAAACCUGGAUCAGGUGUUUACCUGCCACAGUUUCUGGAAGCGUUUCUGAAACCAGGGUCUGAUGUUUACAAGGGAAACACCCUGAUUAUGUAACACUGAGUUCACGUCUUCACAGUUAAGUUCAAAACCCGACGUCAGCGCCGUCUCUCGGGGGUUUCUGUUGUUGUCGACCGCUCUGCUCAGACCUGUUCUCAGGAAGCCAAAGUCUGGCCCCUGUUGUUUAUCACAACCAUAGUUCCUCUCUUCCUCUUCCUCCCCCCACACUCGGGAGCUGUCAUUUUUAAUCUCGCGCAGAAAUCACACGGCAACGUUUAGAGACGAGAGAAGAAGUUUUCUCAUCUGUUGAACCUGUUCAGUCAAGAUCAAAUAUGUUCAUGCUUAUUUUGUUGUUUAUCAAAGAUGCUGAUUUCUUGAACUGUGUUUGUAUUAUUGUAUCUUUUUCUGAAUAUAUAUAUAUAUAUAUGUUAGUGUUGUUUGAGUGUAUCUGUUAAGACUAUUGAUCAUCAGAUGUUUUUCAAAACCUGCAGGAGUUCAUGAAGAAAAAGUCAAAUGAGAAUUAUUUGAGAAUUUUACGCUCCCUGAUAUCUGGAUCACAUGAACCAAUCAGCAGCCGCCACAGCUGAGCUCAGGUGCGUUUAGGUGCAGUUCCUCUGGUGUCCACUAGGUGCUGCUGUGAUAAAACUCUCUCUGGACAUUAUUUCACUUCUUCUAAUGUGAAUUAAAUGCGCGUUUGCGUGAUUGACAGGUGUCGCGCUCAGCUGUGGCGCUGGUUGUGGUUUGUGGUCCAGAAAAGUAUGAGCACGAAAACAGAUGUAACAUCGUAACGUGAGGAACUUCCUGCUGUUUCAGUGAGAAUCUGCCAACAGGAGAGAUUUGAGAAACACUCUGAACAUGAACCUGCGUCCACGUUUAAAGAUGACAAGACAUUUUCUAAAAGUCUGAGUUUAGUAACUGAAGUCAGAACUUUACAGAGCCCCUGAAGUCCAGAAGUGGACCGAGGUUCCUAUCUGCCGAGAAAAUACAAUUUUUAAGUUCCAGAGCUGCUUCAUAAGAAUUUGAUAAAACGCCACAAUCCUGACAUGAAAGGUCCACUUCCUGGUUUUGUUUUAGUCGCCUCCAAAUUUGUCCAAGACGUUCUCAAAUCUGAACGACCAAAGAGGCCGAUUUCAAAUGUCCCAAAGUGACAUGUACGAGAGUUGGCAGGUACCAGUUCAGUACGUAACGUAAGUCACGUGAUGUUGAACACUUGGAAAACUGUGGUAGUUUGGUUUCGGUUUAGGCACCAAAACGACACGAUGAGGUUCAAAAACGGUCCUACUUUCAAACCCAACACCAACCCGAUGUUGGCCUAAAAAGGUUAAAUCCAUACAGCUACUAGAAUACAGAAAUUCGCAACACAGAGCACAAAGUCAACAACACGCGCUGACAUAUUUCCGACAACAGUUUAAGAUCUGAGAGCGGCGGCGGAGUGCUACAGGUGGUCACAGGACAUGAUGCACCUCAUUCAGCACAAAUACCACGGCUCAUAGUUAAAGCGCAGUAGGCCAGUGCACAUUCUGUUAAACUAUAGUAUUAACAGUUUUACCAGGAUGUGAAACGAGCACUGCAUAGUGACAGUAAAUAAAUAAAUGUGUGGGACCAUCAUGUAGUUAACAAGCCUCGUCAGUCAGGUGUAUUUUACAUCCUGCUGCUCAUGCUCACUUUCUGGUUUCCACUUUUACCCGACCUUUCAGCUGGUAACGUCAUCCGGUUCAUGAUUAUGUUUAUAAAAACGUACAUUUGUGCUGUUUGUGGCUGCAUGCAUAAAAUAGCAUUUUGAAAAUAUACCAUAGCUGUCGGGGGAGCUCGCUUUGAUGAUUCUUACUGCUAAAUCAUUAAUAGCUGCAAGCGUGUGGGCCUGGAGCUGAAUGUGAACGUACCAGGAGGCCGUGUUUACGACCUGACCUUUCUUUUUCUACCGUGAGAGGGAAGAAUUUAGAAAGUUGAGCGGCGCUGCGGGAGCCCCCAGCUGCAGCGGUAGGCCUACAUGGAUCAUGCGUAAUAUUCAUCCAGCCAAAGGAAACAAUCACGAAGCGCAUCGGUCUCGUAAUAAGCUGCUGCACCAUCGACCUGUACGCCGUUUCUCUGGCUGACGCAUGAACACUGAGUUGGGAUGUGUCGUAACAACAUCAGGAAGUGUAUCUUUGAAGUCAUGAAUAAAUCUCAGAUUCAUUCAGAGCUCAAAUCGCCCGUCCAGUAAAAAGCAUCGGUGUUGUUCACACAGCAUUUUCAGAGAUGUUUUGUUUGUGUGAAUGUGUGAUGAUUAGUUUUUGUAUUUUGUGGUGUUUUGGUGUGGUUAUGUAACCUCCUCCUCCGCAUAGAUCCAGAUUUAUGUUGGUGCUCGUUAUGUAACACGUUUCUCCUGACAGACAAUAAAUCUGCUGUUUCUUCUG
This is a messenger RNA of Micropterus salmoides (largemouth bass), 7029 nucleotides long. It is a transcript of the gene cdc42se1, whose product is annotated as CDC42 small effector 1. The transcript is spliced from 5 exons. Gene Ontology annotation, biological process: regulation of Rho protein signal transduction. Bases 357 to 680 code for a protein of 107 amino acids. Gene Ontology annotation, molecular function: small GTPase binding. Gene Ontology annotation, cellular component: plasma membrane. The record is from RefSeq and is a predicted model, not a curated record. NCBI's taxonomy places the organism in Eukaryota, Metazoa, Chordata, Actinopteri, Centrarchiformes, Centrarchidae.